GCCCACAAUAGCUAAACCCAGAGACACUUUCAUCAUGUGUUGCUUACUAGAACGACGCCAUGUUUGCAAAGGAAGAACCAAUCAGAACGAAAGAAUUUCUGGGAAGGACUUCCGGUUUUCGCGGAAGCUUUUCAACUAGAAAAAUGUUUUGGAUGAGUUUUGCAGCUCAAAAAUCGUGCUUAAAGUCGCUGAAUCUACUUGUUUUGUUGGUUUCCAUUAAUCUUAUUUCAGGUAUGUAUUGCACAGAUACAUCAAUAUUUGUUAGAUACACAGAUACCUGCGAUAUUUCAUCGAUCAUGACAUCAACAUCAUGCUCUUGUCAGUCAAGUCAAGCCGAACGUGAUCAGAUGAAUCUGUGAAAUCCCACACUAUAUAAUAUCACUUUCAGCCAAAGGGUCAAGAUCAUGCGAUGUCUGAGGGCAUUUUCGCGCCCAUUUCGUUAUACAUUGUACUUGCCAUUGCAUGUCGGAUAUAUGUAAGUGCUCUAUGUAAGUGUAAGCUUUUUAACUUAAGGUUAACAUCUUAAUACACUCAGCUGGUUUCGCUUUCUCUAUUUGAGCGUAUAAACAUUCGCAAACUUUGCAAUCGCCCGGUUGUAUGAAUGUUAAAAGCUUUCAUUUCAUCUGAAGGCUCAUAUUUUGAUUUCCUCGGCCUGUAUUUAAAACAACCAAAGGUAUAUAUUCCCUGAUAUAUUGAACGAGUAUCGAAGUUUACAGUAAACAGAUCGUGAAGCUGCGGGGAUCGGGGUGGGAUGGGUGAGGUAAAGGGUUAGGGCGAGGAAAAAGAAAAACGUUAUGAGUUGAAAUGAAACCUUACAAGUAGCAUUGUUCCCUGAGGAUUUGGACUAGAGAUGCACUGUACUUGAAGCAAGGCUGUGCUUUAAGAAUAGAAAGGAGCCCUGUGCUCUGAACCUGCAAACUCUAAACUUCAAAAAGGUGUUUUUUAAAUGCCGUCAAUCAUAAUGAGGAAACACAAGCGACGAACCGUGAAACAGAGAAACACAAAACGGAUCGAAAAUCCACAAAUCACAAACCACGACCUUUUGAACCCGUGAAGUAAAGUUUUGUUUGCUAUAGAGAUCCGUUAAGAUAAGAUGAUUGACAGCAGCGAAAAACAUGCAAUCGUCGGUUGCCUUCUGAACUUCAGAAUUCGCAUGUUUGUGAAAAAGUGCGGUGAAUAGACGAAUCCAGGGCCCCAGCAUGUGAUUUCCUUAUGGAAUCACUAUUCAAAGAACGUGACGCACUGAAAACUAAUUAGGGUGUGUUCCUUUCGGUGAUCCAAAAAUUUUUCUCAAGUCAAGCCUUGAACUUGUGUGCGGAUUUUAGACCUAAGAACGGAUUUCACGUUCCUUUCGGCAAAUCCAAAUCCGUAUUUUUGAUCUGGUGAAUCCAAGGAUUCAUUGGAUUUGAAAUCCGAAGAAUCCAAAUCCAGAUUAACAGAUUUUAGUGAUCUACGCUGUUCCAUUCACAGUGGAUCCGAAAUUAGUCAGAUGAUCCAGCAGUAUUUCCAGUUGAAGUAUUCCCAUAGUGGCCAAAUGAAAAGGAGCAAAUAAUAUCUUUUUCAUGGAUGGAAAGUACAUGUAUCCCUGAAAAUGUUUUUCAGUAGCCCUCUUUGAAGAAAAUAAUAAAUGAAGAUAGUUUUGCCUGUAGUUGACUACACUAGGGACUGGAUCCAGGAGGGAAAGUUUGAAAUUUGGUGGGUUAAUUUACACAUUUGCAGGGAGGGGUGAUGGGUAAUGUCUUACAUGUAGGUUAUUUGUUUUAUGAUUACGUCAGGUGUAUGCAUUCAAAAAUUUUAUUCCUUGCAUUCUGAAAACACAAUCACAUGCUUUUUAUCCUGUUCAAGAAAGAUUUUGCAUUCUGAUUUUUGUUAAGUUUUUGUGCAUACGCACAAAAGCUGAAAUUUAAAACCAGUAAAUUUAUAAAUUUUGAUCUGAGCACUGCUGUAGCUUAAUGUUUUUUGUUUCUUGAACAAAGUAAACAAAUUCAACAAUUCAAAAUUUAUUUGGUAUGAGCUGAUUUCUAGCCCCUUCAACAGGCCUUAGAUACAUGUAUGCCCAUCAUUAUUAAUUAUGCAUCUAGCUAAGAAUAAAUUAUAUUGACAUAUGUACUAUUUUUAUAUGUUUAUAAAUUUAUUUUUUUUACCUUUCAGGAAACUUUACUUUACCACAGCCUCAAAAACCUUCAGUGUUUGCUUUUGGUUUGCCACCUGGACUUGUUAAUGUUUCAUUGUUCGCUAUACCCUUUCAAGGAACUGUACAAUAUGACUUGCUGUAUGGUAAAACUUGCCCGUGGGUAUCUGACACUGAAUGUUCCAACGUUACAAGAAAGCUAAGCCCAGUUGUCAGCUGCCACCGAGUAGAAAAACAGAAUAGCACGCAUAUCAAGCAUUUUAGUUGUGUCAUUUGCAACAGCACGGAGAAGUGUAGGACUAUGGGAAUUAAAAAUGGCGAUAUGUGUUUAUACUUCAAGGUGAAUGUGACAACCCCUAUAGUUUCCUGCAGACACAUCUGUAUGCAGCGUAACUACGUUGAUAUACGUAAGUACUCCCGCUUGCUUGUUAUGUAUAUAAUUUAGAGAGCUUUAGAUUCAAAGAUGAGGACAACUAAUACAAGAACGGGAUUUUCUGAAUAAUAAGUAGUGCGCGCAUGCAAACCAAUGUCAUUUUGGUGGGAAAAUGUGAUAGCCAAUUAGCCAUCAUCAUUAAUUCAACUACGAUUUUUUGAGAGAAUGUUGUAGUGGUAAAAACAAGUUAUCAAAUGUUAGGAAUUUUAUCAAUUUGGCGAUCUGGAGAGGGCUUUAUUUUAAAUACCUCCCUCGAAAUGGAAAUAAGCCUACUUUUGUGGUGAAAAAAACUAUGUUGAAGCUUUUCAGGGUGUCUAUUUUUAGAGAAUAGGCGAGAAAGGACGAUUAUAUUGUCCUCGUAGUUGUCCGACGUUCAAAUCUAAAGCUCUCUAACUUCAACACCAGUAUGUAGGUUUGAGGGGGAUACAUACAUUUGCAGUACAUGUAUGUUACCCCUAGAAAUAGACAAAUUCUAUAUACCCUGGUUAUUUAAGGCAUUUGAGAACCAUGUAGUAACAUUAGUAACUGUUAAUACUCUCUGAUAACCUCAUAAUCUCCAGAAGAGUAACACUGUGUGAUUUUAUUUGCUCUACUCACAAUAGAGAGGAGAAGUGUGACGUCAUGUUACCAUGGUAACAAAAUUUCUUGAUGACAACAAUAGGGAGCUUAGGCAACAACGACGGCGAUGGCAACGAAAACAGAAAAAAGCAAUAGGAUUGGCAAAACAACAACUGUGCACGUGCAUCACGCUUUUUUGUACAUUUCCUAGCCGUCGUUGCAUGAGAGUGCUACAUGAAACUUCCUAAUUUCACGCGCCCGCUUUAUGAAUUACCGUAAAAUUCCGAAAAUAAUCCCCUCCAUGUACAAGUCCCUCCAAGGUCCGUUGUUUUGAAAAUUUUUGAUCACUGGGGCGAUGUUUUGAUUUGUUUGUUGAUAAACACAAGCGCGCCCUCUCAUUGGUUGAAAAGUGUCGCGUGACCAGUUGGCCCUGUCCUUAAAUUUAGGGAUAUUCCGGACUGUUUAACAAUUCUAAGUCCAUUUCUUGCGGAUGAUAUUGUCAGUGUUCUUUAAAAUAUUGUUAUUUAUACAAAACCCAUCUCUAUAAUUGAUAGGUCGGCAAAAAAAUUCACCUUACUAGUAAGGGGGUUACAGAAAUUUUUUUCGGCCCUUCUGGCCUCAGUUUGGUCUGAAAAUAAGGGGCCUCUCCUGGAUCCGCCACUGCGCAGCAUAUUCGAAUCGUUUUUGCCUCUCCACACGAAAACGCUAAAACGAUGGAAAUACCAUAGCAUCCCUUAAUUUAGCAUGCGUCAUGCUAUGAUGUAUUUUUAAUGGUGUACAUGUAGUUGAAUGAAGUCGUUUUGAUGUAUGACAUCAUCGAGGGGACCGGGGGCAAGCUUAUUUUUGCGAUGCCGUAAUCGACUAUUUUUGGUGUCCUAGAAUCGUGAUGUACUGAAAAACUGUUCUCUUAAUCGUGAUUGUUGAAGUGCACUCCGUGAAACCUGAACUGCCAAAAUCCUCGGUUAUUUACACGUACAUUGAAGAUCAAUCGAAGAAAAUAAAUCGUUAAUUUGGCCAAACGACCUUAACUAUCAUCUGGUGGCUUGAUUUAACUUCACGUUUGAGUCUUUUGAUGUCACUUCCCACUUCAAUACGCUCAGACCAACCUACAGCUGGCUUCCCUGGGGAAUUUAUAGCCGCGCAGCGUUUAUAAUCGAUGCACUCUGUUUUACAAAAUGGAACUAACGUAACGUUUUUGACAUUUUGUACGACCUCUAUUUUUGACAAGCGUGAGAACGUAAAUUCAGUCAACUUUCUCGUAAGCGACCACCCUUGGUGCACGACAAAGUGGUCGCUUAAGGGAGGUGGUCGUCUAUGAGAAAAAUCAAGAAAAAAACUCAAACUAAACUGAUUAACGUAAUUACACAAAGUUAUAAUCUUACUAGCAAAAAUGAGACAAACAGAGAACUGCUGAUAAUGUUUAGCUCGAAUAGCGCUUGGAACUGAUGAAACUUUGUACGUAACAUGAUAAUGCAUGGAUGUGACAAUCCACUUUUUUACCUACAGAUCGUAUUACAGACAUCUUUUUUGCAAGUCAACUGCUUUAAUAUGUCAGCUAACGUGGUCAGCACUAUUCAAAAAUGAAGUUUUGUGACAUUCGAGCAACGGUUUUGUUACAAUCAUACGUGAUCAUGCCCGGUGGUCGCUUACCGGAAACAGAAAACAAAAGAAUAUGUCAAAUUUCUGGCCCAAAAAGUGGUCGCGGUCGUUCAAGAAAUUUACGUAGUGGUCGCUUACGAGAGAGUUUUUGAAACAGUGUUUGAAACAAACAAAACGGUUAUGUGAAAAGUGGUCGCUUACGGGAGGUGGUCGCUUAUGAGAAGUGGUCGCUAUGAGAGUUGUUUCGUGACUCGGGAAACGUAAAAUUGUUGUUCGUGAACUCGUGAUGAGACACCUCCCCCCGCUGGCCCCCGCCCUCAUCAUCGUAUUCGAAAACAUCCGUUUUCGUUCGUCCACAUGUAAACGAAAAGCCGGCGUUUUAAAAACUCUCCAUUCUGGAGCGUAGACCCUCCAACUCUCACGGUUUGGGCAGUCAACUCACGGUCUCACGACUUAGCCACCAAAUAUUUUUAUUGCCAAAAGAGUAAUAAGACAGUAUACCAUGACAAAAAUAAUCUCCUUUGUUGGUUUUAUUUGACACAUAUUUUGGAAAUCUCCAGGAUUGAGGUCCCAAUCUUCAGGGUUUUGAGGGCUUUUUUUCAAACCUUCCAGAUUCAUUUGCAUAGUUUAGGGGCUGGAAGGUCUGGGAGAGCGUUUUUGAAAAGAAGCGUUUUCGAUGACCGUUUUCAACGAAUACGUUUGGAAGGUACAUACAGGCCAAACUGGAGAAAAAAUCCGUUUUCAACCAAAACGGACACGUGCGGACGGGUGCGUACCCUCGAGUCAAGACGUUGACGUAUCAGAAUUACUGUGUGAGUGAGAUUUGAACUUUAAACUCAUCACAAAUAGAUGAGCUUGGGAACUGGUGCCUAAAAGGUUAGCGGGGUGCCAGAUGCCAAGCUGCAAGGGAGGUGUCCAUGGCAACCCUGGAACGCAGGAACCACCCAAAAGAGCGCCCGCUAACCGGCACCGUCACACUGAAACAAUCAGUGGUUAUAACUUACCUGAAAAUACUUACCCUGAUGACCCAACGCAAAAGAGGGAGGGAGGAGAGGGUGCAAGAAUCCGCAAUGAUUCGCAAUAGCAAAGCGUUUGAUCCGCAAAGAUCAGCUGAUAACACUGCACGUGUAAAGCAAUGAACCUUGAAACCCUGUGAAACCUCUAGAGGCCACCCCAAUGGUCACGUACUGCAGAUGAGGGAGACCGCUGGCUGCAUUUGCUCACAUUUUAACUUUGCCUAAAUGAUAUUUAGCCACAUUUAAACUCAUCACAAAUAGAUGAGCUUGGGAACUGGUGCCUAAAAGGUUAGCGGGGUGCCAGAUGCCAAGCUGCAGGGGAGGUAUCCAUGGCAACCCUGGAAUGCGGGAACCACCGAAUCAAAACCCUUCUCGUGGUGCUUGGAGAAAGGAGGAACCGCGAACAGGGGUGACAUGGUACCUCCGAUCCCCAACCUGCCCCCAAGCACCAGUAACCGAAAACCAUGGUAAAACUACAACAUACCUACAUAGGCUUACAAGGCCAAGUGGAAAGAAGCGACGACCGGAAAUACGCCUGUCCAAGACCCAGGAACAAGAUGCUAUAGGAACCAGAGACCAGUGCGAAGCAGGCGUUGCAAGAACUCCCAUCAGGCCAACUUGAUGGAGAGGGCAGCUAAAGCUUCAGCUGGCGUCCUUAUGUAAAGCUGAUAAGCAUUGCUGGACCAGCGGCCCAUUGAUUGAAUUAAAUGGUCAGGUACUCCAUUGCGAGCAGCGACAGUAGCGGCCCCUAUGCGAAAGCUAUGGCUGGAGAAGUUUCCGGCACCCGAGCUGAGGCCAUAAUCUGUCGAAGCCAAUCCGUCAAGAUGUUGCGCGAGAGAGGCUGUCCAUUUUGCAACAAAAACAAGGGGCCAGGGACAUCUCCCCUAAGCGCGAGGUAAUUCAUUACAGCACGAACUGCACAGAGUGGACGCCUGCCAACGCCAAUGUGAAUGAAUCAGCCCUUCCUAAAUGGAUCAGUCUUCGAGGCCUUGAUCCUGAUGCGCAUGCAGGAUGGAGCUGAGGGCGAAUCCACUGAAAUAUCCUUGACACCCUGGUGGAGUGACGACGAGAAGCUAGGCAAAUUGGGAACGGUAAACUCCGACGCACAAAGAAAGCCAAAAUAUCCAAGGGAACAAGCUGCCCAAAAGACUGCUAAAUAACCAGCAUCAGAUCAUCGGUAAUAGGAAGUCGGCUAGACGAAGAAGAACCUUGACAGCGCUUGAUACCACGUACCACCCGCUGAAGACAAUUAAUAAGCGGAUCAGGGAACCCAUGGUCGAUGUGGAGAGCUCUAACCCCAGAUAAAUAUACCUUGAUAGAAGAAUGCUUAAUGAUGGUCCUAGCAAGGAAGGUGACAAAAAGGCAAAGCGUCCAUUCAUCGGCCGGGCAGGGUAACCCUGAGGGAUGUAACUUCCCCAGCUGACGACAGAAGGAAAUAAACUGUGCUUGGGAAGAAGCAUACGAACAAGGGUAGAUUGGGCCAGGCCUUGGGUCAAGAAGGAAUAGCAUUGCCGCUCUAAGGUGAAGAGGUCAAAGCUGCCAGAAGUUCCGGGGGGAUCCACGUAGGAUGAGGCUGUGCAUCCGGAACCAACUGCCUUAAGUCCUGCCAACGAAAACGAGACAGAGCAUCAGCUAUCUGAUUGUUAACCCCAGGCACAUGUCGAGCAGAAAAGGAGAAACUAUGACGAGCAGCAGAAAGAAGCAGGCUACGCAAUAACUGCAUCAAACUAGGUACUUUCGAGGUCCGGGUGUUUAGAAUAUGGACUACCGCUUCAUUGUCGGAGCGGAACAGAACAUGCCUCUUGCACCACAUGUGGCCCCAUACAUGAGCAGCAAUGACAACUGGGAAGAGCUCCUUAUAAGCAAUAGACUGCUGCUGCUGAGAAGGAGCCCACGAACCCGCAAACCAGUAGCCCUUCAAAUAGGCCCCAAAACCAAUCGAACCAGCUGCAUCGGACGACACUUCGACCCCCGCCUCUGGGACCAGACCUGGGAAAAGACAAAAACUUACGCCAUGCCAGUCAGAGAGAAAGUGGUGCCACCACCGGAGGUCCAAACGAAAUUCUCUGUUAAGCCGAACUAGGUGAUCUCUUCUUUGGAAACGGGACAGAAAGUCAAUCAUGCGGUGCAAAAAGGUUCUCCCAGGCCAAACCACCUUUAAUAGCAGCAUGGUGCAGAUGUCCAAUGAGAGAUUCUAGAUCCUGCCUAUUGCACCACUUUCGUGGAAGCCACGAAGAAAUAAGCUCUUUCAAGGCAGACAAUUUCUGGGCAGGGAGACGAGCCUCUUGAUUAACAGAGUCCAGCUCAAUAUCGAGGACUACGAGCACAGUCGAGGGGCCCACACACUUGCCUGGGUGAAGAGGCAGGCCCAAACACUUGCAGACUGCUAGAGCGGUGCGUAAAUUGUGUGCACAUUGAGACAACUCAGGGGGGCCCUUAGUGAUGAAGUCGUCUAGGUAAUGAAGCAGAUCAGGGAUCUGACAGGAGUACACGAGGAUCCACUCCACCAAAUCGGCGAUCGCAUUGAAGAUGAAUGGAGCUGAACGAAGGCCAAAGGGGAGGGCUAGAUCAACAUAGUACUGGUCACGCCAUUUUCAUCCCCAGCAGGUGACGGUCGGAUGGGUGAACAGGAACAUUGCGGUACGCGGACUCGACGUCAAACUUAGCCAUGAGGGCCCCUUUCCCCAAGCGAGACACUGAGCGAAUAAUUUGAUCAACAGUGAUGUAAUGAAGAGUAAACUCAUCUGCGCUAAUCCCAUCAUUGACACUAGCCUCCCAGGGGGAAGACAAAUCCACCAUGAGACGCCAUUUGCCUGGUUGGCCCUUUUUCGGAAUGACACCAAAACUACUACUACUUCGCCGCCGAACUGGACGGGUUGCUUUCAACAGGAGAAAUCAUGGCAUCAAAAGCCGCCGCUUGGCUGUUACGUGUUGGCCUGGACGUCAUAUCGUAGCAGAACAGCCGGUGAGACCGACGAAAAACCAAUGCCAGAGGCUGCCAAGCUUGAGGCUUGGGCAUCGAGUUGGCCAGUAGAAGACGAAGACGAAGACGAACCAGGAACGCCCCCAAGCGAGGCCGCCAUUGGCACGCUUGAAGCAAAACUAGUGGCAGGCGUUGAAGGCAGAUUCGAAGUUUGCUCGGCCGCUAGCGCUUGCUUGACAGCACUUACAACGGCGGCCAGAAAGGCAGGAGAAGACGGACGGGUGCGUACCCUCGAGUCAAGACGUUGACGUAUCAAAAUAACUUUGUGAGUGAGCGCAGCGAACGAGUGAGAUUUGAACUUAAAAAGCCGAGUUCGUAAAUACCUUACAAAGCACUUUCCCUUUUUUAAUUAUACACAUGCUAAGAUAUUCAUCAAACUGCCAGCCUUUCUUUAAUCUUUCCAAACCGCUAGAAUGAGGAGAAUGAGGUAAUGAGGAUCUAUAUGAGGUAGUGCAGCUCGUAGUGCAUUAGGAGAAAUUACAAUUAAUCUUAACUUGUAGUUCUGAUCCACAAUAGCUGGUGGAAAAUUUGUGAACUUGAGUGAAAUGGCUGGUUCAAAUAACCAAAGAUUACCGAAUUAAAGGCAACAGAAUACACUAAAAACAAAACAGCCCAAGUUUACUUGUUUUUUUUUUUUUCCUUUUCUACUGUAGUUGUCGUGUACGCUCAGCUCUACAAUUUUCUUCAGUGAAAAUGAAAUUUACGAAGAUAUUUUAUUCCAUUUUGAGGACUCUUGUUCACAUUAAAUUCAAAGGCGGGAAAACUUCAUUUUCUUUCAUUUGCAAGUUUCGUAUUGGACGGACCGUUUUGUUUGUUUGUUUGUUUUUGUUGUUGUUGUUUUUUUUUCACGUGUUAAAAGCAUCGUACGCCCCUCUGUAUCUAUCUAUCUAUCUAACAAUUAUUCCACGAGUGAGCGUUGGAUAUGAGAUGGUAGAUAGCCAACGAGGCGCGUACCCAGCAGGGGGUACUCCCCUAUAUAAGCUAUAUAGGUAUGUGCCGUUCGGUCGGGUAGGGUAUUUGCGCCGUUUUGGUCUGAAAACGGGUAUAGUUUUGCCCAUUUUGGUCUGGAAUCGGGAUUUGUUUUCGAGGGAACUACGGGAGUGUAUGAACGUAUUUAUCGUUUCAAUUUUAAAGGAGUGAGAAAGAACUAGAAAUAUAUGAAUUCUAAAUGGAUUUGAACAAUCUUUUUUUUGUUUGCGCUCUAAUCUAAGUAAUGAUGACAUAAUUUCUGCCUAAAGGCCAGGUCUGAAACUGAAAAAAAAAGAAGAAAAAAAAUGAGCCUGUCUUACCCGCUAUGGAUUUCCCGUGGUUGGCCAUAUAAUAAAUCCUUUAUUGACAAAGCUUGUUUGGUCAACAUUGCUGGUAUUAUAUUGAACUUGGCGAAUAUCCAGUCAUAUUGACCUCACACUUGGUCUAUUAUACAACUAUCCCCCGAAGGGGAGGUGAAUACAAGUAUAUAUCUAGCGCUAUGAACUGACCCUGAGGGGGGAUAGUUGUUUUAGUAUUUACCAAAUCAGUUGGAUAAAAAUCAUAAACGAACUUUUCGUAAAUAACAGACUUCACUUAGUUACAGUUUGUUUACAUGGCAAUUGACAGUGUUUCGGGGAUCAUUUUUUAUGAUUUUGUUGAAAUUCAGUAAGAAAUUUUUUUCUACCGACCAGUAAAUGCUGACAAGCCAAAUUUUGUCUCUUUCUUGGUAUUCCUUGGUACACCUGUAUCAUUUACCGCUAAAAUUUCAUCUUUCGAAACUGUCGCGAAACGAGAAUCCCGUCCCAAAACAGUGAAUAUCCAAGGAUAUUCCGAGUUACGGGAGCCAAUCAGAACGCGCGAAAAUUGCUAUCCACCGAUUUGGUGAAUACUAAAACGCUUAUAUGUAGCGUAUCAUGUUUAUGAGUUGCUGAAUUUUUGAAAUUGCCUUACUUCCUAGUCCUCAUUCCUCCACCAAAGUCGGUACGACUUCUUGCAACAAACAAAAGGGAGCUGACUGUUCACUGGCAACGCCCACCUGAACUAAAGGGAAUUCCAAAAAUAGAUUAUAGACUGUUGCUGAAACCGCAAGAUCAUCAAUCAACACCCUGCAUACAGGUACAGUACGUUAAUAACUGAUAUUGGUAUAACGAAGAGCAACUUGUAGCCAAAUUUAGAAAUAACUGGACACAUUCAAAUGUCUUUGGUUUUUGGUUAUUUUUCAAAAAUUAAAAGGGUAGUCAACCUUCCAAAACGUUUUUGUCUCAUAGACACUUUAAGGAAACGUAUUUAGCCUAUCCACAGACAAAAUAAUAUCAUGACAAAAAAUUUUUCGACUAAUUUUCGUACACGACGCGCGACAAACAAAUAAGUCGGAAACGUCUGUAGGUAUCUUUCGGAAAAGAGAGAUUUUUGUGUCACCUCUGCGUUCGCCACAGUAUACAUCGCUUGUUAGGUGAAGGCAAGCAUAUGAUAAUUAUUCAAAACCUGAUUUCAAGACACAGUAUUGAAAAUGCGAUCGCGACUUUCAAGUUCACAAGUCGGCAGCGCGAGCGUAGCAUAAUCAGAAUUCAAAAAUGUCUUUGAAAAAUCUCGAUGUCCUCCUUUUCAUCACAAGCCAUUGCGCUUUUAACCAGAAUACAUAGCGCUUUUAUCCAAAGUGCAAAUGAUUGCAUUAGCUAACAUGUACCAGUGUACGAAAGCAAAAUUUAUAGAUUAACAAAAAUCGAUAACAAUGGAUAGUUAUCGAUAGCAAACAAUAAUCUUCAGGCUCCAGUUGUUCCAAAGGUGGAUAGCGCUAUCCACCAGGGGCCGGUUGCUCGAAGCCUGGUUAGCGCUAACCGUUGGUUAAGAGGUAUCAAAAUGUAUAGGUUUCCAUGGUAUUUAACGCUGGUUAGCACUAACCAUGCUUCGAGCAACCCCGGCCAGAUAAAUUACUAUCCAGUGGAUAAGUACAUGAUUAGGGAAACCAAUUGCGCUAUUCACUGGAUAGUGUUUUAUCCGCUCGAUAGCGCUAUCCAGCCUUUGAACAAUGGGCCCAGGUGUAUUAAGCUCUGAUAUUCUGAACUUGACGAUGCUAUUUGGCAAACGAAAUCCACCAGACCGGCUCAAGCUUGAAACAUUUUAUUAAUGAGUUCAGCGACUGCUCCGAGCGUAGUCUUCAUCACGUUCCUUUUUUUUGUUUCUUUGGUUUUAAUAGAUCUUUACAUGUCCAUUCAAUCCUGCGCCAUCGACUGCGUCUUGUAUUUCUUUCCUUCUAAUGUCGCUCAUAAUUGGAAUCCAGUGCCUUAUAUAUUUUGGGCAUUGAAGACCUCCAGAUCGCUGCCAUCUUUUGGCAUAAGGGGUCGUACUUGGUUCGGCGAAAGCUGUUAUGUAAAUGUGUAUCGCCAAACCUUUUUAGUAUUUUAUCAAUUAAAACAACUGCAUAAUAUCACGACUGAAUGGUCAAUAAUACCGUACAGACAACAUCUUGUUCAUGAUUGGACUUGCCACAAGUCGACCUCACGAGUUUCUAAACGAGCGGAGCGAUCUUUUUAGGCCCCAAAGUGGCCGAGCGAGCGAUGAAGUCAUAUUAAGUCCGAAGAAGGACUUUUUUGAAAGUCUAGCUAAAGUUAAGUAUUCUCUGAGAAUAAUCGCUAGUAGUCGAUAACAAUCGAUAAAUCAAUCAUAAUCGAUUUCUACUUGAAAUCGAUGUUAAUCGAAGUCACUACUUCUUUGUUUAUCGAUUGAUAUCGGAAAUCGAUUUUCAUCGAUGAUUGAUAUCGAUAACUAUCGAUUUUUAUCGAUUAGCGAUUAACUACGCCUGGGACUAAAGCAAUUGCGAGAAUGUUACUCGUAAGUAUUUUAGAACUUACAUGUUAAUUAGUAUCGAUUCCAGCGAGUUGAAAAACUUUUGAAGCUGUCAACAGAUCUCGCAAGUGAGCCAGAGGAUGAAAUCGUUUAUUUGAGUCAGAGUAAUCUUUUUUACCAACUCAGGUUAAAAAAAUUAUUAUCUAUAUGUAUUUCACUGAAAUAGUCUAGUCAAGCAAAACGUCUCCUGCAAACAAUGGUAUCCAAGGCCGGACGCUACGAAAGGAGAGAAACCACUUCGAGCAAACGCGUUCGUUGGCUUUUCCAUUGAGCAUACGGGUCCACGUGACGCCUACGUCAAAACGUGAAGUUAAAUGACAUUACUUUCUCUUGUUUCGCAAGAAUCAUCAGGGACCUAAAGACGCUGUCCGCGUAAGAACCCAUAAGGCAAGUUUUGGUCUGUCACGGAUUGCUCUAAUUUUUUCAGUGGAAGAUAACUAUCCUAUCCCAUGAAGAAAUAUCACAUUUAUUCGGACCAACUCAAUUUUUUUUUUAUUUUACAGAAAGAUUUUGUAGGUCACCUAAAACUAGCCAGUUUGCCGUCGGAAAUGGUGCGAUUUUAAGGAAACUUUAGGGCUCUUGCAAACCUACCUUACAAAGCCGAAUAAGCUGAUUAUUUUACACACAAAUGUUUGAACUCUGAUUAAUAGUUUCAAGGUUUAAUAGUUGCAUUCUGUGGAAAGUUGGCUGAGAUACGAUUUUUUUAAAAAGACCUUUAAUUUGCUUAUCGGGAAAAGUAACUUGCAUAACUAGAGCUGAACGGUAAUUUCGCAAAAGUGGCACCUGACCCAUGCUCAAGUCUAUGAUAAAACAGAAGUACUAAGACCGGUCUACUUCUUAAUGCAAUAAAAUUUGUGGGCACUCCUCUUUGCGUGCUUUACAAAGUUCCGAAAAACACGAACCAUCACUUAGAAUCCUCUUACGGUCUGUUUUUUUUUUUUAAUUAACGAGGAAGAAGCAGCUGAAUAAUAUAUAAUGAUAUAUGUUUGCGUGGCUUAAAAUAAUUCAAUUACUGUGGCCUGUCACGCUUUCCUAAAGAGGGGCGGUCGAUUAGAAAACAAUAGCGUUGAAUCGAUCAAUUUUAUUAUAUUAUCAUCUUUUUUUAAAUGGUAGUUAUUGAUGAUAAUUAAAAAUAAGAGUUAACUUGCAAGGUAAGUCCUCUUGUCACCACAAUAAAAUUUGUGGGCACUCUUUUUUGCUUAUCAGAUGUUUGUACACGGCACUAUGAUAAAAAAAAAUGCCCCACACUUUUUCUAUCUAAAUCCAUGUAUAGCUUUGCAAAAGGCAAAUUAGCUGUAAAUUUCAGUUUCAUUCAAAGAUCUUUAAAGCAUUUAUCGGUAGCAGAAUGAAACGGGAAAAAUAGUUUCUUUUUUCAGUGAAUACAUGCAAAAGGGAUUAUCUCAGUUUUUAGUUUUUGUUAGGGUAUAACAUCCGUAUUCCCAAGGUGAUCUUGUUUUGGUUUCAAUCUAAUUGAAUUAUAAUGUAACAGGUGCCUGUUUCAAAUAUAAUUAUGUCAAUGAAAUCGCCAAAGGGAUCAAUUGUCAAAAAAGCUGUUCUUUUCGCGAGAUCGUCAAGACAGAGUGUGGUCCCAGUAGGGGUGUGGAGGGAAAUGUGUUGGUCGCAGAGUGCAUGAAUGAUAUUACGUCGCACUUAGCCAGCUGUCACUUGUCUAAGUGUAGCAAAGUCAAUGACUGAAUGAACUCAUUUUAGCGAGAGUAGAGGUUUGGUAGGUAUUUGGAACUGAAAUGACAAUCUGCCCAAGGCACAGACACUAAAUAGCCUGUGUACAGACCCCCCCUCCUCCCCUUAGGAAAAAUCGGAGAAGGGGCCCCUUCUCCGAGGGGGUGGGGGGUGGUGUGUACACGGGCUAACACUAAAAUGACAAUCUUCCCGAGGCACAGACACCUACUUGGCAGGUUUUUGCGAGCUCCAAGGUCUUGUUAGGCUCAAUUGUAAGCCGCUGUGCUGGAAAAUGAGCCCCCAAGGGAUGGGAGACGGCGGAAAUCGAGCCUAAGGUCUUGUCAAUACCCCGGUCACACUCUGGAUCAUACUGGCAAAAUAACUACUGUGGCGGGAAAUAAGUCAAAGUUUUGCUCCAUCAUGUAAGUAUCAUUCUUUUUUCUUCUUCAUGCAAAAAAUUUCUAAACGUACAGAGAUAUUCUUAUUUCUCCAUUUAACAUUUUAUCUUGCGAUGUUUUCUGAUGUUCGUUUCCAGUUUAGUUGAGCUUGCAAAGAUACCGUAAAAUUCCGAAAAUAAGCCCCUCCAUGUAUAAGCCCCUCCAAAUAUAAGCCCCCCAAACCGGUACCGCAAAAAACCCUCCGUUAAAUCGCCCCUCCAAAUAUAAGCCCCCCGAGGGCUUGUACUUGGAAUAUUUCCCUUAAAUACAAAGUAAAACAAAGCAAAAACGGUAAAUUUACCGUCAACUGUAAGGCUAGCCCAAUCGAUUUUGAGACGCAAAUUUCCCUCCAUAGAUAAGCCCCUCCGAAUAUAAGCCCCUCAAAAAUAAGCCCCUCAAAAAGGGCCUUUGAAAAAUAUAAGCCCCGGGGCUUAUUUUCGGAAUUUUACGGUAGUUUAUUUAUUUCUAUUUUUUGACAGCCGUGUAUCUUGGUCUAAUCAAUUCUUACCUAUAAAAUACUAUACAUAAAGGUUAAUCUGUGUGUUGUAAAAGAUAGUUUUCUGAUGAUUGUUUGAAGAGCAUUAUAAAUGGGGAAAAAAGAAAGAACUUUCUACACGGAGUCAGGAUUCAACCUCGUCCCCAGGGCUUCCCCCCUGCCAUUUUCUAAGAGGAAUGUCCUUGGGACGUGUGUGAAAAGUAUUUCAUUCUUGCAGUAAAAACAAGUUUUUUUUAACUUAAACAGUGUUUAAAACAUAUCUUUGGUUUUGUAAAAAUUAGUGAGACUUAAAAGUACCAGAAUGUUCAGUUCAACUUUAUAUAGCCGAUUUGCUCCUCCUGUGGCAAGAAACGUGAAAAUCGUGACGCCGAAGGGUCGAGAAGAGUACGAUUGAGCAGUCAGCAACCAUGUCUACACCUUUGCCGGAGAGGUUUAUUGGGCAAGAUUUCUCUGUUUUUCUUGUUUUGAUAACGUUUUCAUUAAGUCUUCAAAAAUGCCUCCAGAUUGUUUUUUUUGUAUUUAUACCCUCUUGAACAAUGUGCUCCAUCAAAGUGCUCCUCCCAUCUCUCUGUUUUUAACCUACUUUACCAUCCACCCUCUCUCCCUCCGGUUCCACCUCUACUUUUACAAACAUUUAUACGUAAAGGGGUGAAAUUUCUCCUCUGUAUAUUAAUUUCUGAAAAAUUAAGUCCUUCUACUUUUUCCUUAAAUUCUUCAACUUAGUUCUUUUUUCUUUAAGAACCGCCAAAGGUGCUGCUAAGGCUGUAAUAAGCGCACUCGCCCUUUCAUAUACUUCAUCUAGUGAAAUUCCUUCCCUUUCAUAUACCUGAAGCCUGUAAAAGAUACCCCUUUCGGGCGGAGCCUCCCCUUAUAGGCCAUCAUAGGGAGUUCCCCCCACCCCCGUUCCAAUUCCGUGCUCACCUAUUGCCAGCCCAUGUUGGACUCUAGGCCCGUUUGAGUCAACACCUAAACAUAGUCCUAAGUGUAAUUACAAUAAGGCAAUGGACGAAAUAACCAAUGUAAUGAACUUGAAUAUACGUUGAACUUGAUCAUAGAGAUCUGCUGCAAGAAGACGAGGCGUUCGAAAGGCAAAAGCUUGUUGCAGGAAUCGCUGAAGAAUAAUUGAGACCACAACACCCUCAAUCAGAAGCUUUCAACCUCUGUGUAUGUCAAAGAAAGAUCAACCUAGUCAGUUCAACGUGGUAACAGAGCCGUAGGGCAGCUGCCUCCCCUGGACCUGUUGAGCCAGACAAAUCAAGUCUGUGCAUGGAUUUGUUUUCUUUUGACUCAGUUAUUUUGGUUAUAGCGAUUUGCAAUUGUUUGCCAUUUUCAUCUUCGAGGUCUAUUUUUCGGAGACAUAUCUCAUGGCAAGUGCUGAAAAUAGCAUUUCGGAGCCUCCAAGGCUCGUGCCUUCGGCUCUCGCGAUAAUGCCCCUCGUUACAAAAAACCUAGCUACAGCCCUGGGUAAUGCUACAAAAAAUAAGUUGUGUCACUUUGAAAUACCAUUCAAAUCCAGGGAAAGAAAAGGAGACCUAAUUUACAAACUUUCGUCUUUCAUUCACUGAGUGCAUGUGCUUUUCUCCAUCAGCUCAGAAGUAAACAUAGACAAGAUAGGGAUCCUUAAUUUAGUGUGAUUAACAGCCAGCAAAAACUUUUGGGAUUUAACAGGAGACGGACCGUAAACAAAAAACUAUGCCUUUUUCUUUUUUUCCAAGUGACCAUUUUUUGGCUAAUUGUCGUGUAUUACACCAUGGGCCGUCAUAUUAAACCCUAUCCUAGUGAAUGAAUACAACAACACGGUAUUUCCCACCCAGUAAAGAACCGGAAUUAACAGUGAUUAAAUUGUAUGAUUAUCAAUAACUUUAACCUCAAAAAAGAUAUAAUAAGAUAAAAGAACUGAUCGAUACACGGUCACUCUGGGGGAAUGCGUGACGAGCCACAGUAAUUAAAUUAUUUUAAUUCGCGUAAUCAUAUCUUCUUCUGCUGCUUCUUCCUCGUAAAAGAAACAGACCUAAGGGGAUUCUAAGUCAUACAUCGUUCGUGUUUUUCCGUGGAAAGAAGAGAUAUUUUUCCCUUAAAAAUAUGAAACACAAGUACUAUAUUUCCUGUCAAUUUGUUGAAACGACGCAUCCAAGGCCAAUUUGCAUACGGAGAAUGAAGUCAUGUUCAUCGUCGACAAGAAAAAAACCAAGAAAAAGCGAUUACCAAGUUUUCUUCACAUGUUUUCGAAAGUCCAACAUUUAAAGGGUCUAAUGACAGUUAGUGAUAACUAGAAACGUUAAAGCUGUGGAAAUUAGUCGACCAGAUGCAGACCGUUACAAUUCCAGCUUUGCUGUCAAAAUGGGGAAUUUUGGAACAUUAACGGAACUUUGUACAGCACGCAAAGAAGAGUGCCCACAAAUUUUACUGCAUUAAGAAGUAGACUGGUCUUAGUACUUCUGUUUUAUCAUAGACUUGAGUCAGGGUCAGGUGCCACUUUUGCGAAAUUACCGUUCAGCUCUAGUUAUGCAAAUUACUUUGCUCGAUAAGCAAAUUAAAGGUCAUUUUAAAAAAAUCAUAUCUCAGCCAACUUUCCACAGAAUGCAACCACUAAACCUUGAAACUAUUAAUCGGAGUUAAAACUUUUGUGUGUAAAACUAAUCAGCUUAUUCGGCUUUGUGAGGCAGGUUUGACAGAGCCCUAAAGUUUCACCAAAAUCGCACCACUUCCGACGGCAAACUGGCCAGUUUUAGGUGACCGAGAAAAUCUUCUUGUAAUAUAGUGAAAAAAUUGAGUUGGUCCGAAUAAAUGUGAUAUUUCUUCAUGGGAUAGGAUAGUUAUCUUCCACUGGUAAAAUCAGGGCAAUCCGUGAUAGACCGAAAUUUGCCUUAUCGGUUCUUACGCGGACAGCCUCUUUUAAAGUUCCAACGACGUGACGGCAACGAGAACGUCAAAAUUACAAAAAAAACCAAUAUGUUAAAACAACAACUUUGCACUUGCAUCAAACAUUUUUGUACGACUACGUCGUGAAAAUGCCUAAUUUCAAGUUUUACGGAGAACGUAAACGAGCAACGGCCAAAUUCUAUUUCUUUUUCUGAGCAUGGAUAUGGUCCUUUCGGUUACAACGUUUGACAAAGUGGGUAGAAAUAUUUACAGCAGACUCGCAUUACAGCAGCAGUUAUCAGCCAAGUUUUAAUUGGUCAAAGUUAAUUUAUUCGACCCUAGCGCUGGACGACGGCUUGAUCAAAAAAGCAAACGGUUGCUCGUAGUGGUUUCUCUCCCUUUGUAGCGUGGCCUCCGGCAUGGAGAAACCACUGUUCACAGGUAAAGCAAAACGGAAGUAAAAUCUCCAAAUGGCAGAGGAAAAACCAGAUGAUUAUAUUAAAAUUGUUGCCAAGGAACUGAAACUGGGCCUGCUCAGCGCUCUCUGAGUGGACGUGUCACAACCAUAUUUCUAAUAUUCCCGUGCUUUUGCUUUUAGCCGGAUUCAGCUUUACGUGAACAUAACUUCUCGUAUACCUUUACUGGCCUGAAACCUUGGUCUAACUACUCCGUGACUAUUUGUUGUGAAUUUUGGGGGCUGACGUCACAUGUAAAUAAAUCAUUGUGUACUUGUGGUGGUUCUAAGUAUAUAGAAGGAUGGCCAGUCUUUCAACGCACAUUACCCGAAGGUAAUAUUGUUUAAUCUAUUAAUACUGGUCUAAACGCACGUGGUUUCUUGCGAAAUAUAUUGCGACUUGUGUAAUGAUUUUUCGAUAUGCCAGAGUUCAAAUUGAAUUCUGUUAAAUCUAUUGCAUUGAUUGAAAGAUUAUAAAGAGAUUUCACUCUCUUUAACUGAACUUUCUUAGGUUUAGUUUUUCAGUUGCGAUAAGCACGUAGACAACGAAGAUCAUCUGACUCAUUUUCAAUCCCUCAAGUUCUUGCAAGCUAGAGAGACCCAUUCUUCAGAAAAUUUUGUUAGAGAACUGAGGUAACAAUCGCAUUAUGCCUUUCCUAGCGGUAAUUGAGGGCAAAAGGAUUGAUCAAAAGCAAAGCUGAGGAUUAAAACUUCGGAUCUCCCCUAAAGACUAGUAGGGUUGAGGACUUAAUUUAAAAUCGAAGCUCUCUAAAUCUAUAACACACUAGUGAAUGUUCCCUCAUUAGACAGACAAUUGCUAAAAUCAUUCCCUCACCUUCAUGAUGUUCAGUUCUCACACAAGAAAGGCCCAACUGAUUUAAACUUAGGAGUCCAGUACAGCCAUUCCCAUGCAGAAGAAGAGGUCCGUCAAGGUUUGUCUUUCUAACCAGUGGAGAAACCGGUAUUUAAUGAACACCUAGGAUGGAAAGAGAUUGGCGCUAUAGAAAGCAAAAGUGGUGACCUUGAGGUAUGGUCACUCAGCUUCGUCCAGAGGAUGGAUGUUAAAAAUUAAUGUAGUGCGAUUUAGGAAUUUGCCUUCCACACCGUGAACCAGGUGCACCACGCUUGGUGGUCUACUAUUCCGCCUGUAAAUACCAAGGUGCUUUCGACAAUUCAGUUCUCUGAAAAGGACCUUGCCUUACGAGAAAUUUGUUGGGCAUCCUGAUACGCUGUCGGGAAUAUUCUAUUGGAUUCGUAGGGGACAAUACGGAUUCUCCCACCAGAAAAGGACACUCAAGCUCAAUGCUCUCUCUAGCGUAAUUUCUUGUAGAUUCGGAGACCGCCUUCUAUGCAAGUCCUGUCCCGAGUAACCUAUGGUGACAAACCGUCAUCCGACACGGCCGGCUACGUAAUCAUUCCCAUCGCUAAGGAACUGAGAUGAGGAAGAGUACCUGGAUGCAGCAGAACUCUAACUGACGCUCACAUAACUAAAUGAAUUACCUCAUUCAUUGUUUGACCUCCUAUAAGGCGGUCAAUCGGAUGACAACCCUCCAUCAAGCUCUCGUAAAGGGGAGUUUUCAAAUAGAGGAAUGGUAGUGAUCUUCUAAGUUCAGGUAAAGGAAAAUAGAUGCCAGUAAUGUUAUCGAACCUCCUCUUGCUGAAACAGAGUAGGGCAACGCCCUAUCCAAUCAUCAACAGAGCUUACAAGUAAAAGAAGUCAAUUUAGGUGAAGAGUUGAGGUUGGCUGGAACCCUGUUUUGAAGUAAAGGAUCCUCGGCUGAGUGGCUAGUUCACAAAGCGAAAAGUCUUAUCAAAAAAGAUCUUUGAAAAUUUUCAACCUCUUGGACACAAUUAAGGCAAGAGUUGCGUAAAGAAAUUUGGAAAAUGAAGACGUUUGACUGGGGCGACCCUUUACGUGAGGAGAUCAAAAAUACGUGCAUCGAACUUUUGUCAGUCAUCGAAACGUUAACGUAUGUGGAAUUUCCACCUUCUUAACAGGCUUGACUGAGCUGUACGUAUUUGCAGAUGCAAAUUCUAAUGCUUAUGGGGCAGUUGCAUACUUGUUAUGGCCCUCUCGCGACAUUCCUAAAGUUCGCUUGGGUUUAGCGAAAGCAAGAGUAGCUUCGCUCCGCUGCCGCACGAUUCCGCGUCUUGAUUUUAUAGCAGCGUUCAUGAGGUUACGACACGCUAAGACCAUUAACGAAGUAUUCAAAGUAAAACCCGAAGAUUGCAGCUUUUAAAUGUGAAAGGCGUGAUGCGAUUGUAACCCUUACCGCAUACUAACUUCUCAGUUGAAAGAAAAAAUUCUCGAAUACGGUCAUCAUCACUAACCAUCCCCAUCAUCAUCAGUGUUGUAGUUACCGCCCCGCCACUAACUCUGCCAUCAUCAUUGUCAUCGUUACUAGCGUCGUCGUCGUCGUCGUAAUCACCUUCCUUCGUCACCAUGAUCACCCCUUACCUUAGCCACGAACAUCGUCAUAAGCAAAGUUAUUUCUUUUGCCAUUUCAAUCUUUUCGUCAACACACAUUGGCUAUCAUGCACUUUGUUUCAUCCUCUCUCCGCCCACGCUUUUCCACUAGCCUUGUUUUCAAUUUUCUUUCGGACGAACCGCAAAAUGCAAUCGCCCCUUGAGAAUUAUACAUGUAUGUAAUAUUUCGGGGUCAAACGUAGUGGAUUGUGGUGAAUCUGCAAGUGGUCGAUGAGUUUAUGGGGCGGUCUUGAACUUAACAUAACAUUUAACCAACCACGCAUAUUUAUCUCCUCUUUAUUUUCUCACUACUGACAGCUCCUUCAAAACAGCCUCUGCUACAGCCGUGUGAGGCCUCGUGUGGAGACAGAUACUUCAGUGCCGUUCUAAAGUGGAAGGUAUAUAAUUCAGCUAAUUAAACGUAUACCUCAAAUAAAUGAGAAACAAGUUACAUUGAUUGUAAAAAAUAUAUAUAUUGAAAAAUUGUCCACAAUUUAAAUUGUCUCCCGAGAAAGUUUGAGUUGUAAUUCAGGAAAUCCUCGAAAAAUACUGAAAGACUAAAUAGUCCCAUCUAAAAGUUCUGCCAGUCAAGAGUGGUUGUCAUUCGAAAGGGAGGACGAUCUGGUCCACAGGCUUCGGGCAAAAGUCAGUAUCAGUUAGCAGACUAAGCAUUAUGGGUUUAAGUACCACGCGAUAUGUAAUACUACUGCGGGGAAGUUUUAUUGAAAUGGUCGCAUCUUGGAGUUCGCCGGGACACAAAACCGUAGAUUAUUUACUCUGGAGAAAUAGAAUCAAUUAUCUCGAACGUUAUUUUGUAGGCUAGUGAAGAGCAUGAGUGGAAUGGAAUUCCAAUCAAGUCUGUUAUUAAGCUGUGGAGUGAUUCACAAGAUCAGGAUGAAAAUCAAUUUGGUGCUCCUGUUACUUCAUUUUCUGUUCCCCUGGCAGCGGAUUUUAAUGGUUCGUUGGUGACAUACACUGUACACAACCUCAGCAUUCAUUCAAGUUACCUCGCCACGGUGCAGUUUUGUACGCAGGCAGGAUGUGGUCCUAACGCAACCAGGAAUUUGAGCUGUGAAAAAUGUGAACUGUUAAGUGAACCAGGUAGCUGAUACAUUAGGGAGCUUAAGCAACAACGACGGCGACAACUACGAAAACUUCACCUGAUUCAGUAAAAACUGUAUUCGCGCUGGGUCAAACUUUAUCGCGCUUAUUUCAUCCCGUUCAAUUUGUCUAAUGUUAGCAAAUUUUUCUGGAGUUGAAUUCUUAAAGACUGUAUCAAAGUUCAGGAAAAAAAAGAAAGUUGUUUUCUUGCGUUUACGUCCUCCGCAAAACUUGAAAUUAGGCACUUUCACGUUGUCGUCGUGUAGCGAUGGUAAGGAAAUGUAUAAAAAAGAGUGAUGCACGUGCAAAGUUGUUGUUUUGCUAGACUAAACAUACUGCUUUUUUAAUCGUUCUCGUUCGCGUCGUCGUCUUCGUUGUUAAAGCUCUCUAAAAAUAUUUCAAGACGAAUUACAGUGCUUUAUUGUUCUUUUUGUUAUGUCUAUUGUACCCAUCAAAUAUGGCAACCAUAGGAAAAAGUCCAUGAAAGUGAACAUUAACAUUUUCUCUACUAAAAAAGAGGUAAUGUUGCAAUAAUCUUCUGUCCAUUAUAAGUAGUUUUAAGCGUAUGUCCGCCGUAACUUGGCCAAGAGGUUGGAACUGAUAGGAGACACUUUAAACAUAAUGAAUUUUCAAAGGUAAUAAUCAAAACUAUAACAGAUUAUAAUGUUUUCUGGUUCAUGUAAAAUAUUUCAAGUGAAACCUCACUCGAAAGACGGUCCACUGUAAUCUGAGAAAAUAGUUAUAAGGUAACAACUUAAAAUUUUGAUCUCUCUGAAAAUAAAUAGUUGAAUAAUGCAAUUUCUAUCACAAACGAGUAAAUCGCCAAAGUUUAUAACUGUCUUCUUGCGUGGCAUUCCAGUAUAACCAAGAUAUGCGUCGCUCGAAAGGGAAAGUUGCCUCCUGUUCGUCGCAGUCCAAUAAAGAAAAGAUAUUUUGACUGAAUCUUCUCCAGUAGUAAAGUUACCUGCUAGUAUAUGUUAAAAAAACAACAACAAAGUAACUGAGUGUUUAACAUUUGUACGUGUGUUCGAAAUUGUGAAGGUGAAAAAUAAUUUGAUACGAUAAAGUGUGAUUCAUAGUGACCACGUUCAAGUUAUCCGUAAUAAUUGUCUGUGCUGCAUGCUUUUUUUGACAGUGCGUAAAAUCUAAUAGAAUACCUGGAAGGGAUCACUGUUUGUUUCUUUGUUUGUUUUUUGCCUCAAAAGCAUUCAUAUUAGUAUAUUUGCUUUCUUGUUCUCUAUAUAAUUAUCCUUUUAAACAGACGGUCUUUGUCGACCCAGCGUCUUUUUAUCCAUGUUGUUAUUAUAUCAAGGUUGUGCUCAGAGAAACAAUGUAGGGAACUCUAAAACUCUGAGUAGGCCAAGGGCAAAACCAAGUCGCCGUUGGCUACAAGACAGAAGGGAACUUAUAAGCACCAGACGUUCUUGAUUCACGAACGGCAUGACUGGCCGCGCAGAAGUGGAUCGGGGACGCGGUUUGCGCGACAAAUGCAAAUCAUCAUGCAAAACAACGUGAAACCAUCACGAACGCCGACAGAAUAAUUCAGUUGAAAAUGUCUUUCAAAGAUUUGCGUCAAGUUUUGUUUCUUUCUUACGAAGAAAACAUGAUUUCAGACGAAGAAGUCCUACUUUUGUGUGACGAAUACUCUCGAAGAACCCAGAAUUUGAACCUCUGGUUUCAACCGGAGAACUCGCGUUUUGAAGUCCGUGACCGCAGCUCAAGAACGUCUUGACAAGCGCAGUGGCUGUCAUGCUGCAAAAAUACUUCCGGUUGGCGUGCGCGCUACCAAGAAUGACUGGUGCUUAAGUUCCCUAAUAGAAAGCUAUAGCAACGACGACGGCGAAGGCAUCUAGAACGUCAAAAAAGCAAUAGGUUUGAUUAGGAAAACAACAACUUUGCACGUGCAUCACGCUUUUUCUACAUUUUUUAGCCGUCACUGCACGACUACAGCUUGAAAAUCCCUAUUUUCACGUUUUAUGGAGGACGUAAACAAGCGACAAAAAAUUUCUUUUUCUUUCAAAACUUGAAUGUGGUCCCCAAGAAAUCAACUCCAGGGAAAUUCGCCGACAUUUGACAUUUUCAGCGAAUUGGAAUAAGCGCGACAAAAUUUGAAAAAAACGCAAAUUUAUUUCAAAGUGACGUUUUCGCAGCCGUCGCCGUCGUCGAUGCUAAAACUCCCUAAUUCUAGGGCGCUUCCCUUCGAUAUAUUACUACCUACACUGUUGUUUUUUUUAAAAUAAUUCACAUCCUUUUUUUAAAUAAAUGACCGUUUUUGUAGGCACACCAGACCAUCAGGUGCCAUCUGGGAGUCCGGAGUCCCGUCAGACGAUGAUUGUAAGCGUUGUGGUUUCUGUGGUAUCAGUGCUUGUUAUUGCUGUUGCUGUGUGGUGGUGUUAUAGAGAAAGGAAAAAGAGGUCUCAACAGCAAGAAAACAUCGUUCCUCUAGAAGAACAGAUAGGAGAUGUGGUAUGUCUACCUUUAGCUUGAGUUAGUUAUUGUUACAAGACCUCUAAUGCUUUAACAAGUUAGUGUUAUUCGUUUUCUAACAAUUGCAAAGAGAAUUAUAAACUAAUACCAAUCUUACUUUGAAAGUGGUAAUCCGUUUCCUAUUCUCUUUUCUUGGUCAAACACAACCGAAAAUGGUUUACAAAACUGAAAGAUUUUUUUACUGUUGCCCUUGUUGGUAAUGUUUCUUUGUUGCUGUGGGUUUUUCAAACGACGCCUCGUUCUCGUUCAAAGCAAACCGAGAACGAUACUGCCGCCAUACUGACCAGCCUCAGCAACAUCGGAAUAUUUCCGAUCGUGUACGGGAGCCCUCGGUCAAUUUCGGAAAUCUCCUUGUUAGUUCUUACAUAAAGACCGACGUGGCAGCCAUGUCAUGGGGCUCUUUACCUAUUCACCUUUAUUAUCGAUUUACUUUUCAGACACCUCGAAUAUACGAACCGCCGCUAUCCUUCACGUUCGACAGCGGCGUUUACCGUCAAAUACCAGACACGCAAUCCCUCCUAACUGACAACCAAGCAGCAGAGAUGGUCUAGACAAAUGGUCUUACAUUUUUGUUCUAUUUUGGUUGUGGGUAUGGUGAUAUUACCUUGUGUAGGUGGCGGUUUUGUCGAGUUCGAGCACACUAGGCGACAUAUCGAUGCAAUAUGUCGGGGCGACAAGUCAGUUCUUGUGUACAGCUUUGGCUGCGAGUUGUGCGACACGUUGCAGCGACAAAUCGCUUCGUGUAUGCUGGAGAAUGUCUGUGAAAAUCUUGUCGACGCAACAAGUCGCUCAAAUUUAAUGUAAUUUGAUUUUGAGCGACUUGUCACCGCGACAAAAUUCUGUUAUGGAGGCAGAUUUUCACAGAAACCUCCAGUACCCUAGAAAUGAUUUGCCACUGCGACGGAAUGCUGCAACUUGUCGCUUAGUGUAUUCCGAACUUUCAAAACUUUCCAGGAAGACCUUGACAGAAUGUUGGGAGAAAACUUGACCCAAGACCUCGCUUAGGUUUAUUACGAAAUUAGAUAAGAAGGCUCUGUGUAUUGCGUAACGUUAGAAGUCAUGACUUGCGGGCGUACUGUGCCGAACGUACAUUACGCCGGAUAUAUUUUCCAUUCCGCUGGAUAAAAGGAAGUUAUUUGUGAAUGAGAUAUUUAAUAACUGCUUGCAUAUUUUGCAGUAAAUAUGUUUCCAUUGAAGUAUUUAUGUACAUACCUAUUUUUUCAGUCGUUGCCUUUAGGUAGUAUUUUUAUGGUAAGAUUUUUGGAAAAUAUUCUGAUACGAAAUUAACAACUUUAAACUAAAUUUUAUUUUGUGGCUUUGAAAUCCAGCAUGUUAUUCUUAAAAAGGAUCAUAUUUUGUUUUAUCCAUGUUGCAUGCUUGUGUGAUUAAUUUUCAUGUAACCUUUACGUGCUUACAAACUUGCACUUAGAUUUGCACGUGUUAUUUAUGGUUUCUCUACGCUUAUUUAUGAAGGAUUUUUACCGUCAACGUUUUGAAAACUUAAGUGUGUAAAGUUAGGAUCGCACUACCUUUUCCUUUUCUACUUGACAAAGUUUCGGACAUUUGUGUCCACAAUAUUUAACAUAUGGGUUACACAAUUUAUAAUACAGAACCAAUCAAAAUUCAAUCAAGAUCCAAUCGAGAACCAAUCAAAAUCCAACCAAGAUCCAAUCAAGAACCAAUCAAAAUCCAAUGAAGAUCUUUGAAAGCGGGAUGGUGCAGUUCAACGGUUACUUUCACUAUGAAUCUGUUUCCACUUUUAAGCAACGUUUGAUAGCUUUUCUUUGAAAACUUUUCUUAAAUAAUUAUUUAACCUAGUUCAUUAAGAUUUGAUUCAUCAUUGUAAGGGCAUUAACAAUUCUUUAAAUGCGCCACAUAAACCUCUUUAUCUUAUUAUUACUUUAAAGUUCUUAAACAUUUGCAGAUGAUGUGCCAAAAAAAAAAAACUUUGGCUUCGGAUGGUCCUUUUAGUGUUAGUUGCUAUAUAUAUAUAUUUUACUGUUAGUCUACCGUAAGUAGGUUAUUUUAAGAUAUAUUCCAAGUUUUAUUGACGGUUAUGCUGUUAGCUUUCCUUAUUUUUUAUAAAAAAUUUUAAACGAAACCUAACGCCCAGUCUAUAUAUAUCCGUUUCCUUUUCGCCAGUGGUGAAGGAUCAGUUGAAAACAUGUAAAUGGUUAUAAAAUGUCCAAAACGAUGUUACAGUCUGUAGAAAAAUAAUUAUCUCUAAAGCAAAUUCUUCUCUUUUUGCCGCCAGCUAGUCUGAACCGUGAUGGAAAGCUAACUUGAUCACCAGGCAAUUGAUAGGCGUCAUGGCUGGUUUCGGGUAUUAAUUGUAAGCGUCGACGUUAUCGAAAACAUAUCUAAUUUGCUUUUCGCUCUGCUUUGUAAAAAACACCAGGUUACUGGCAGGAAGUUUUAGAAAUGUUGGAAUUUGAUCGGAUAUAUCUAGACUGGUGGUGGGUCGGCAAACGAACAUGUGAUGUAGACGCGGCCAAUGUCUUUCCCUGGCCCGCUUGUUUCUCGUUCACUACCAAGAACUCGUCUCGAUUCAUCGGUCGAGAGAAGAAAGUGGGACUGGGCCGAAAGGGUAAAGGUAUUUAAGCACAGAAUCAACUAGGUGUGAAGUAUUUUGAUAAGCAGCAGAUUGGUGAAUUUUUCUAAAAAAUGCUUGUGGGUGCGAAAAUGCAUUUUGGGGCAGGGCCCAAACGAUGAGUGUAUUACAAUAUAGAUUCAAUUUGGUAUAACAUAGUAUACUUUCCAGAUGAGUGGCAGAGUGUGUUAUUUUUCUUUAAAAAAUGCCCUAUGUACGAGAAUGGGCGGGACCCAAACGACUGGGAAAUUACAACAUACAUUUAAUCAGCUAUAAAGAGUGUGUUAAAUUCUAGG
Messenger RNA from Porites lobata, 27406 nucleotides. Lineage: Eukaryota; Metazoa; Cnidaria; Anthozoa; Scleractinia; Poritidae. The record is from the annotation of a GenBank genome assembly.